AUGAAAAAGGAGAAGAAGUAAAAAUAGAUAUAGAAAACUAUGAGAUAGAUGAUAUUUCAGACCUUAAUGAUUAAAAUGAUUCAUUAGAAGAAGGUAAUUCAUUAUUUGAUCCAAAUCAUUAAUUUAUUUUAAUAAAUGUAAAUGUUUAAAUUUUAAGAAAAAAAGAAUUACAAAGACUUAUUAUUAUUGAUAUUUACAAUCAUAAGAUAUAAAAAUUAUUAUUAAGAUCUAAUUUUUUAGGAGAUACAAAUCCAUAAUUUUCUAAAGAUGGUAAUUUUGGCAUUAAUAAAUAUUAUAAAUGAUAGCAAAUAAUUAAUGUCAAAAUGGUUGUUUUUGGAUCUUAAAAAUAGAAUUUAAAAAGUUUUAUACUUUUCAAAUAAUUAACCAAUUUUAAGAAUAGAAUAUGAUGAUUAAUCUAAUUUUUUUUUAUAUGACACAUUUAGAUUCAAUAUAUUAAUACCAUUUAAUUUUAAAAAAUUACAACAUCGAUAAAUCAAAAAGAUAGAAAUAUAAAAUUAAUUCAAAAUCCUAUUAAUUUCUUGA
Paramecium pentaurelia is the source of this 543-nucleotide messenger RNA. The record is from the annotation of a GenBank genome assembly. Lineage: Eukaryota; Ciliophora; Oligohymenophorea; Peniculida; Parameciidae.